AUGGUUCUUUACUUUACCAGCACAGCGGUGACACCACCAGUGACAAUUUUCAUGGGUCGGGAUAAGUUCGAGAACGAAGACUUGAUCAAGCACGGUUGGCCCGAGGACGUCUGGUUCCACGUCGACAAGCUCUCCUCCGCGCACAUCUACCUGCGUCUUCCACAAAGCAUCCCCGACUGGAAAUCCAUCCCCCCCGCACUCCUCGAUGAUCUCGCCCAGCUCUGCAAGGCCAACUCCAUCGAAGGCAACAAAAAAUCCAACAUUACUAUAAUCUACACGCCAUGGUCUAAUCUCCUGAAGAACGGCAGUAUGGCGGUGGGCCAAGUUGGCUUUAAAAAUAGCCAGAUGGUCCAGAGGGUGUAUGUGAAGGAGCGGGAAAAUGUGAUUGUCAACAGGCUGAAUAAGACGAAGCGCGAGAAUCACCCGGAUUUGUACCAGGAAAGGCAGGACAGGGAUGGUGAUGAGCGCAGGGAGAGGAAGAACGAGGCGUUGAGGGAGAAAAUGGAGAAGACGCGGAUGGCUAAGGAGAAGCAGAUGGAGGACGAGUCAUAUGGGAGCAUCUUCCGCGUCAAUGCCCUGGACAUGGAGGACCGCCGGCCGGCGUCCGAGAACAUCUUUGGCGACUCGGACGACAGCGCCAGCGGGUCCGAUGAUGAGUUCACAGGCCGGUACGCCGACGAGCUGGCAGACUUUAUGUAG
Molecule: messenger RNA, 699 nt
Organism: Kickxella alabastrina
Lineage: Eukaryota; Fungi; Kickxellomycota; Kickxellomycetes; Kickxellales; Kickxellaceae
Exons: 1
Coding region: 1-699 (232 amino acids)
Source: RefSeq, a predicted model, not a curated record